Microthlaspi erraticum is the source of this 1164-nucleotide messenger RNA. The record is from the annotation of a GenBank genome assembly. Lineage: Eukaryota; Viridiplantae; Streptophyta; Magnoliopsida; Brassicales; Brassicaceae.
AUGGGUAGUUUAUCACUCUCUAGCGACGAAGGAAAGCCGAUAAAAUGCAAAGCAGCAAUAUGUAGAAAAGCAGGAGAAGCAUUGGUGAUAGAAGAGAUCCAAGUUUAUCCACCUCAAGCCUACGAAGUUCGGAUUAAGAUCCUAUGCAGUUCUCUAUGUCACACUGAUGUUAGUUUCUGGAAACUAGACAGUGGAGCUCUUGCAAGGUUUCCUAGGAUUCUUGGACACGAAGCAGUCGGUGUGGUGGAGAGCAUCGGAGAGCACGUUGAUGGAUUUAAACAAGGGGACGUCGUUUUGCCAGUGUUUCACCCUCACUGUGGAGAAUGCAGAGACUGCAAAUCCCCAAAGAGCAACUGGUGCACGAGAUUUUGCGACGAUUUCUUAUCAAACACGAGACGAUACGGAAUGACUUCUAGAUUCAAAGACUCUUCAGGAGAAGAUAUUUACCAUUUUCUCUUUGUCUCGAGUUUUUCUGAAUAUACAGUUGUUGAUAUCGCACAUCUCGUCAAAAUAUCUCCUGAGAUUCCCGUCGAUAAAGCUGCUUUGUUCAGCUGCGGUGUAUCCACAGGACUUGGAGCUGCAUGGAAGGUGGCUGACGUGGAAGAAGGUUCCACAGUCGCUAUCUUGGGCCUUGGUGCUGUUGGACUUGCGGUUGCAGAAGGCGCAAGACUGCGUGGGGCUGCAAAGAUCAUUGGUGUGGAUCUCAAUCCUGAUAAAUGUGAAAUAGGUAAGAGAUUCGGUAUCACUGAUUUUGUCAAUCCUGCUUUGUUUGGAGAUAAAACAAUUAGCCAGGUGGUUAAGGAAAUGACAAAAGGAGGAGUUGACUAUAGUUUUGAAUGCAUUGGUGUAAGUUCUUUGAUGGAGGAGGCUUUCAAUAGCACCCGCACGGGAGGUAAAGCUGUAAUAUUGGGGAUGGAGAAGAGGGCUCUGCCAAUAAACCUGGGUAGUUAUGAUCUUCUAAGAGGCAGAAGUAUAUGUGGACCUUUAUUUGGCGGUCUUAAACCCAAAUUUGAUAUUCCCAUUCUCGUGGAUCGAUAUUUGAAAAAGGAGCUUAAUCUGGACGGUCUUAUUACUCACGAAUUAAGCUUUGAAGAAAUUAACAAGGCUUUCGAUUUACUGGUGGAGGGGAAGUCUAUCCGUUGCAUUCUAUGGAUGGAUAAAUAA